Messenger RNA from Solanum tuberosum (potato), 1428 nucleotides. Its product is annotated as putative UDP-rhamnose:rhamnosyltransferase 1. Bases 1 to 1428 code for a protein of 475 amino acids. The transcript has a single exon. NCBI's taxonomy places the organism in Eukaryota, Viridiplantae, Streptophyta, Magnoliopsida, Solanales, Solanaceae. The record is from RefSeq and is a predicted model, not a curated record. Gene Ontology annotation, molecular function: UDP-glucosyltransferase activity.
AUGGCUAAUGGAGAUGAAAAUAAUACUAAAAAGCUUCACAUAGUUAUGUUUCCAUGGCUAGCUUUUGGUCAUAUCAUCCCAUUUCUUGAACUUUCCAAAUUCAUAGCUCGAAAGGGUCACAAAAUUUCGUUUAUUUCAACUCCAAGAAACAUUGACCGUCUCCCAAAAAUUCCCUCUGAAUUUUCUACUUCCAUAACUUUUGUAAAAAUUCCAAUUCCUAAAAUUGACGGCUUACCAAAAGAUGCUGAGGCUACUAUGGAUAUAACAAGUGAAGAAAUUAUUUAUCUCAAGAAAGCAAUGGAUGGUAUGGAAAAAGAUGUGACUAAUUUCUUAGAGAAAAAUUGUCCUGAUUGGAUUAUUCAAGAUUUUGCACAAUAUUGGUUGGCUCCAAUUUCAACCAAAUUAGGUAUUUCAAGAAUUUACUAUGGUAUAAUCAAUGCUUGGUUCAAUUGCUUCUUAGGUUCAAUUGAGAACAUGAUCAACACCAACAAUUGUACUUCACCACCUAAGUUGGAGGAUUUUUUGGUUCCACCAAAAUGGAUCCCAUUUGAGACAAAGGCGGCGUAUCGCCUCCAUGAGGCACGAUGGAUGGUGGGGUGUAGUCAAAAGAAUGUUUCUGGAGUUUCAGACAUGUAUCGUAUUGGUGUCACAAUUAAAGGGUUAGAUGCUAUUAUUAUUCGUCAUUGUCCUGAAUUUGAAGGUCAGUGGUUGAAGUUACUAGAGGAUCUGCAUCAUAUACCCGUGCUUCCUACGGGGCUAAUGCCCCCUAUAGUGGAAAGUAGUAGCGAUGAAAAAAAUGAAUCUUGGAUAUCGAUUAAAGAAUGGUUAGAUGAGAAACCAAAAGGUUCGGUGGUUUAUGUAGCUCUAGGAAGUGAAGUGACAGUUGGUCAGAGUGAAAUCAAUGAGCUAGUUCGUGGGUUGGAAUUAUCUGGAUCACCGUUCUUUUGGGUCUUAAGGAAUCCAUCAGGUUCAAGAAAUAAGGACCCUAUUGAGCUACCGGAUGGUUUUGAGGAAAGAACCAAAGAUCGAGGCAUAGUAUGGAAGAGUUGGGUACCUCAGUUGAAGAUACUGAGUCAUGAAUCAAUUGGCGGGUUCUUGACUCAUUGUGGAUGGAGCUCGAUUAUAGAAGGGCUUAUGUUUGGUCAUCCAUUGAUUAUGUUACCAUUUCUGGUUGAUCAAGGACUGAAUGCUAGAAUUCUAGAAGACAAAGGGGUUGGUAUAGACGUACCACGAAACGAAGAGGACGGGUCCUACACGAGCGACUCGGUGGCCAACUCAGUGAAGUUAGUAAUGGUGGGAAAUGAUGGAAAGAUAAUUCGAGAGAAAGCAAAAGAAAUGAGUUCCAUAUUUAAUAACAAAGAGCUUCAUGAUAAGUAUAUUGAAAUUUUGAUUAAUUUCUUGGAAAAUUAUAGGAAAGUCAAGAAUUAA